Myotis myotis is the source of this 1041-nucleotide messenger RNA. It is a transcript of the gene CDC26, whose product is annotated as cell division cycle 26. Bases 472 to 804 code for a protein of 110 amino acids. The record is from RefSeq and is a predicted model, not a curated record. Gene Ontology annotation, biological process: regulation of mitotic cell cycle; anaphase-promoting complex-dependent catabolic process; protein K11-linked ubiquitination. Gene Ontology annotation, cellular component: anaphase-promoting complex. NCBI's taxonomy places the organism in Eukaryota, Metazoa, Chordata, Mammalia, Chiroptera, Vespertilionidae. The transcript is spliced from 5 exons.
UGGGAAGGAAGGAAGGCUUGUGGGCGCGUUGCGAGGGGUGACCCGUGGAGCCUCCGAGAAACGUGCGCGGAGGCCGAGGUUCUGCGAGGAGAGGCUCUGGCUGAGGGCGGGCUGGGGCGUGGAGCGCAGUCGGCUGAGCGGAAGCCUUGGUGGGCGCCGAGGCUCCGGGAGGGGGCAGAGCAGGCUCGAGAGGAGGUAGGGGCGUCGAGGCGCACGGCUUCGGGCUGGACUCCGGAGCGGAACGAGGGCUUCCGGGGGCCGUUCCUCUCGGCUCUGCCAGCGGCUUUCCGUUGUCCUGGAUCCGGGGACCCGGUUGCCAUGGAAACCCUUGCGCCGGACCGACUGUGACUGUGCCUUUUAACUGCAGCUGGAAGUGUUUGUUUAAUGAAUGACCUAUCUAUUUAGGCCCUGAGGAUAACCCUGUGAAUUGCUGAUAGUUAAGUGGGUCUGGCCCUUAGUAUUAACUUCAGUAUGUUGCGACGAAAACCAACUCGCCUAGAGCUGAAGCUUGAUGACAUUGAAGAGUUUGAAAGCAUUCGGAAGGACUUGGAGGCCGUAUGCUCCUUGAAGGCAGGAAUGAGUAUAUUCUUCUUUGCAUCUGUCCCCUGCAAUACCAAGCCCAAAGAGACCCGCAAGAAACAAAAGGAAGAUGUGGAUGUUGUAGGAGGCAGUGAUGGAGAAGGUGCCAUAGGGCUCAGCAGUGACCCCAAGAACCGGGAACAGAUGAUUAAUGAUCGAAUUGGUUAUAAACCCCAAGCCAAGCCCAACAAUCGCUCAUCUCAAUUUGGAAAUUUUGAAUUUUAGAGGUGGAUUUUCUUGCUUGCCAGAGCCCUGGAAUGGUGUAAAAUGAUGGCAGAAGUAACAAACGCAGUUCAGGGAACUGAGUGCUUGUAGUCAAGCAGAAUAUUUUACCUCCUGCAGAGGGAAAUACUUCUGCAUGAGAUUACUGAAAUCCAAACUCUGGUUUGUCCCUGGAGAAUUUGACUCUAUAAAACUUGUCUGAUUUUCAAUUUUAAAAAUAAAUAUAUUUUUGGAAAAGUA